UGGCACUUCCGGGGAUUAGAUGGAAUACAAAAAAAGUCCUGGCUAAGGACUUGUUUCCUUGUCCUAAAGCUGGUGCCAGAACUCUCUAUAGUCUUCACUGAGAGAAAAUGUCUAUCCAAAUUGAACAUCCUGCUGGUGGCUAUAAGAAGCUAUUUGAAACUGUGGAGGAACUGUCCUCACCACUAACAGCUCAUGUCACAGGUAGAAUUCCCCUCUGGCUUGCUGGCAGUCUCCUUCGAUGUGGGCCAGGGCUCUUUGAAGUUGGAUCUGAGCCCUUCUAUCACCUGUUUGAUGGACAAGCUCUUUUGCACAAGUUUGACUUUAAGGAGGGCCAAGUCACAUACCAUAGGAGAUUCAUCCGCACUGAUGCUUAUGUUCGGGCAAUGACUGAGAAGAGGAUUGUCAUAACAGAAUUUGGCACCUGUGCUUUCCCAGACCCCUGCAAGAAUAUAUUUUCCAGGUUUUUUUCUUACUUUCGAGGAGUGGAGGUUACUGACAAUGCCCUUGUAAAUAUCUACCCAGUGGGAGAAGAUUACUAUGCCUGUACAGAGACUAACUUUAUCACAAAAAUUAACCCAGAGACCCUGGAGACAAUUAAGCAGGUUGAUCUUUGCAACUAUGUCUCAGUCAAUGGUGCCACUGCUCAUCCACAUAUUGAAAGUGAUGGAACUGUUUACAAUAUUGGCAACUGCUUUGGGAAAAAUUUUUCAGUUGCCUACAACAUUGUUAAGAUUCCUCCACUGCAAGCAAACAAGGAAGACCCAAUAAACAAGUCAGAGAUUGUUGUACAGUUCCCCUGCAGUGAUCGGUUCAAGCCAUCUUAUGUACACAGUUUUGGUCUGACUCCAAACUAUAUUGUUUUUGUGGAGACUCCAGUCAAAAUUAAUCUUUUCAAGUUCCUUUCUUCGUGGAGUCUUUGGGGAGCAAACUACAUGGAUUGUUUUGAGUCCAAUGAAAGCAUGGGGGUUUGGCUUCAUGUUGCUGACAAAAAAAGAAGAAAAUACUUCAAUAAUAAAUACAGGACCUCCCCUUUCAAUCUCUUUCAUCAUAUCAAUACUUAUGAAGACAAUGGGUUUCUGAUUGUGGAUCUCUGUUGCUGGAAAGGGUUUGAAUUUGUUUAUAAUUACUUAUAUUUAGCCAAUUUGCGUGAGAACUGGGAAGAAGUGAAAAGAAAUGCCAUGAAGGCACCUCAGCCUGAAGUGAGGAGAUAUGUACUUCCUUUGACAAUAAACAAGGCUGACACAGGCAGGAAUUUAGUCACACUUGCCCACACAACUGCCACAGCAAUUCUGUGCAGUGAUGAGACCAUCUGGCUGGAACCUGAGGUUCUCUUUUCAGGGCCCCGUCAAGCCUUUGAAUUUCCUCAAAUCAACUAUCAGAAAUAUGGAGGAAAACCUUAUACCUAUGCGUAUGGACUUGGGUUGAAUCACUUUGUACCAGACAAGCUCUGUAAGCUGAAUGUCAAAACUAAAGAAAUCUGGAUGUGGCAAGAGCCAGAUUCUUACCCAUCUGAACCCAUCUUUGUUUCUCAUCCAGAAGCCCUAGAAGAGGAUGAUGGUGUGGUUCUGAGCGUGGUGGUGAGCCCCGGAGCUGGACAAAAGCCUGCAUACCUCCUGAUUCUGAAUGCCAAAGACUUGAGUGAAGUUGCCAGGGCUGAAGUGGAGACUAAUAUCCCUGUUACCUUCCAUGGACUGUUCAAAAGAUCAUGAACAUAUUCCAGAUCAGCAAAACUGACUCCAUGGGUAAAGUUACUCGUUGCCAGGCCUGGAAACCUGAGUUCAAUCUCUGGGAUCCACAUAGUGAAAAGAUAGAACUUACUGAAAUCUUUACUUUGACCUCUACACACACACACCAUGGCACCUACAUGUCCAUGUGUAAGAAAUAAAAGUAAUUUUUAAUUAAAAAUUAAAUAAAAUCAUCAACAUGUUUUUAAUUACAAAACCAAGAAGGCCAACUAGCCCCCAAUCUACAAUCAAAUUUUGCCUAUUUUAGCUUGCUGUCUUGCUGGUUUUAAGAUGGAGAUGAACACAAUUUUGCAGUGCUUUUCAGAAAUCACUGAGUUGAACUGUAGGGAGCCGCCAUUCAAAGAUGGCGCUGGCUUCCUGGUAGCCUAGCUGUAAACAACUCCAUAUUUGGCUAUG
Messenger RNA from Peromyscus maniculatus bairdii (prairie deer mouse), 2141 nucleotides. RefSeq names its product retinoid isomerohydrolase RPE65 (gene Rpe65). Gene Ontology annotation, biological process: retinal metabolic process; zeaxanthin biosynthetic process. Lineage: Eukaryota; Metazoa; Chordata; Mammalia; Rodentia; Cricetidae. The record is from RefSeq and is a predicted model, not a curated record. Gene Ontology annotation, molecular function: beta-carotene 15,15'-dioxygenase activity; all-trans-retinyl-ester hydrolase, 11-cis retinol forming activity; retinol isomerase activity.